AUGGCGGGGAACGCGUCCUCACAUCACGUCGCUAGCAUUCUCCCAAUGGCAUAUUCCUCACGGCCGACCUCAAUGCUUCCAGGCGCCCCUGGUGGGUCUUCCAUGCGUCCCCCCAGUUCGCAAUCUCAACAGUCCUCGGCAUUGUCGGCCCGCAUUGCAGCCAAAAAGGCAGAGCUGGAGAAUUUACGCCAGCUGCGCGAUUUGAGUGGAACAUUGGCAAUGCAGAUGCAAGCGUUGGAGAAUAAGGUCUCCACGUUGAAGGAUGGCACCGAAGCCGUGGCAUACGUUCUAUCGAACUGGGACAACGUCCUACGAGCCAUCACACUCGCUUCCAAAAAAGCCAGCGGCCUCCACGAACCGGCCGAGUCGGAUAAUCACGAUGCGAACACAAAAGAGCGGCUGCCGGCGACGCUGGUUCGCAUUCCAGCUGAGCCACGUGAGAAAACGGGCGAAUGA
Molecule: messenger RNA, 456 nt
Organism: Penicillium brevicompactum
Lineage: Eukaryota; Fungi; Ascomycota; Eurotiomycetes; Eurotiales; Aspergillaceae
Product: DASH complex subunit DAD2
Exons: 3
Coding region: 1-456 (151 amino acids)
Biological process (GO): attachment of spindle microtubules to kinetochore; mitotic cell cycle
Cellular component (GO): mitotic spindle pole body; mitotic spindle; DASH complex
Source: RefSeq, a predicted model, not a curated record